CUAAAGUGCAGGAAGAGAUUGACCAUGUGGUUGGAAGACACCGGAGGCCCUGUAUGCAGGACAGGAGCAGCAUGCCCUACACAGAUGCCGUGAUACACGAGGUCCAGAGAUACGUUGACUUCAUCCCCACCAACCUGCCUCAUGCAACAACUUCUGACGUUAAAUUCAGGAACUAUCUCAUUCCCAAGGGAACAACUGUGUUAACGUCCCUGACAUCUGUACUGAAGGACAGCAAGGAGUUCUCCGACCCAGAGAAGUUUGACCCUGCCCACUUUCUAGAUGAGAAAGGAAACUUUAAGAAAAGUGACUACUUUAUGCCUUUUUCAGCAGGUAACAGGAACUCAUUUCCAUGGCUCAAGAUGACAGUAAGGAACAGCUGGAACUCACAGUGAGACUUCCAUGGUGCU
Messenger RNA from Nannospalax galili (Upper Galilee mountains blind mole rat), 407 nucleotides. Its product is annotated as cytochrome P450 2C42-like. Lineage: Eukaryota; Metazoa; Chordata; Mammalia; Rodentia; Spalacidae. The transcript has 2 exons. The record is from RefSeq and is a predicted model, not a curated record. Gene Ontology annotation, biological process: xenobiotic metabolic process. The annotation marks the transcript as partial. Gene Ontology annotation, cellular component: cytoplasm; intracellular membrane-bounded organelle. Gene Ontology annotation, molecular function: heme binding; iron ion binding; oxidoreductase activity, acting on paired donors, with incorporation or reduction of molecular oxygen, reduced flavin or flavoprotein as one donor, and incorporation of one atom of oxygen.